Messenger RNA from Apodemus sylvaticus (European woodmouse), 1063 nucleotides. It is a transcript of the gene Arln, whose product is annotated as chromosome 4 C4orf3 homolog. The record is from RefSeq and is a predicted model, not a curated record. NCBI's taxonomy places the organism in Eukaryota, Metazoa, Chordata, Mammalia, Rodentia, Muridae. The transcript has 2 exons. The coding region runs from base 96 to 272 and encodes 58 amino acids.
UGGUUGGCAGGGCUACCCGGAAUUGGUUGCUAGACUAGGGCGCGAAGCGGCCUUCAGAUUUAGUCUCAGGUGCGCGGAAGUGAAGCGACUGGGCGAUGGAGGUGAGCAAGGCGGCGGCCGGUCCUGACGGUGUCCGGGAGCGGAGAAGGAACCAAGAUGAGCCACCUCAGUCCGGGAUGAACGGGCGUCCGAAACACUCCUACUGGCUGGAUCUCUGGCUCUUCAUCCUUUUCGACCUGGUGUUGUUCAUCUUCGUGUACCUCUUGCCCUGAUUGGUUUGCUGAGAGUCAAGAAUGGGACUUCUGGAGCGAAUCCUGAAAACUACUAUAGACUUCUGGAAUGAAGAGGACUUCCAGCAGCUAAAUUCCAGACCUCUAACCUUUCCUUCAGCCCUUGGCCUUCCUAAAGUAGUAGCAUAUGUUUAAAUCCUGGUUUUUUUUUUUAAUGGUUUGAAUUACUGAUUGUAGCUAAAUGAUAUAUAAUAUAUAUUUUUAAUAACGCCUGUAACUUAAGUACCUAAGAGAAAUUUAUGUGGUAUUUAUUCAUCCAACAGGUAUUGGGCCCCUUACUAUAUUACCCAGACAUCAGUUUGGACACAACAGUGAACAUCAGCAAAAAAAAAGAUCUUUGUGAAGCUUACUUUCUCAAAUAUUGUUUUAAAACUAUGCUAUUAUAGUUAUCUAGGGUUGAAUAGCAUUUACUCAGAAAGGCCACAGUCCCAAAGCAGCUACUAGAAAUAUUUUGGGAGCUGUUCCUUUUCAUCUUAAGAUCUGGGUAAUUAGAAUUGUUUUACUGUUGGUUUUAGUGCUAUUCAGUAUAUGAGAACUGCCUAAAAUACUCACACGGGGUAUUACAAUUCACAAUUAUAAUUCACAAUAUUUGGCACACUGUUAACAGUUGUCUUAAGAUACUGUUGCAUUUGCUUGGAUAAUGUUUUUGUGCAAGGUGUUAACUGAAGUAUGUGUAUUAGCACACAGGGCUGGGGUGACACUGAGUUUAUCACACUCUGGGACCCGAAUCGUACUGCUUACUAACUUUCUCUAAUAAAUGUUUAAUCACGGAA